Molecule: messenger RNA, 2061 nt
Organism: Vespula pensylvanica (western yellowjacket)
Lineage: Eukaryota; Metazoa; Arthropoda; Insecta; Hymenoptera; Vespidae
Gene: Dus3
Product: tRNA-dihydrouridine(47) synthase [NAD(P)(+)]-like
Exons: 5
Coding region: 35-1993 (652 amino acids)
Biological process (GO): tRNA processing
Molecular function (GO): metal ion binding; RNA binding; flavin adenine dinucleotide binding
Source: RefSeq, a predicted model, not a curated record
UUGGCUUGAAACUGCCGCAUGUACCAGGUUUCAAAUGGCGGAUUACAGUGAAAAGUGCAGUGAAGAUUGUUCUUUCGAUUACAGCGACGAUAAACACAAAGGCGUAUGCCUUAUUAAAGAAGAAUUCAUAAUCGAAGAUAGAAUAAGAUUACAAAAUGAAGAGUGCCUCGUUGGGACGAACAAGCGCAGUGCGGAGGAAAGUAUUAACGCGAAUGACGAGGAAACAACGUCCGACGAAUUUUCACCGAAAAGAUUCAAGUCGGACGAUAAGAAAGAGAAACUUAGGGGUCAAAACAAGGCUAGACCGCCACCGUUCAAAACAUUGCGCGAAUCGAAUUUGUGCCCAUGGAUAGCGGAUCAGGCAGAAGGGGAGAUUGAGAAAAAAUGUGAAAAUAAGCGUUGUUCGUUCUUACACGAUCGAAAAGAAUAUUUACAGAUAAAGCCGAGCGACAUUAACGAGGAUUGUUACCUCUUUGAUCUGAUGGGUAGAUGCCCUAGAGGCGCCGCGUGUAGAAUGGGUUCGAAACAUCUGACCGAAGAUGGUUUCAAUAUAGUAGACGCGAAGAAGUUACAAGAAUUUAAAAAGAAACCCUCGUCUACGCAAAAUCAAUUGUCCAAAGUUCUUCAAAAUAAGCUUAGAAAGCAUAAAUAUAAUUUUUCCAAGGCAGAGACAAUCGUUAAAGGAAACAAUCCUUCCGCCAAGAAGAUGUCUACCAAAAGUCAGACUUCGAGCGACAAAGAAGAAACGUCUCGACUGAAAUAUUCGAAAGUAAAGAAAGACGACGAAGAAAUGGAGAAAGAUUUACCUUCGGAAGAGGUCCUCGGCGAAGAGGAGAACGUUUCCAACGAAACGUCCGACGAAAGGAAAGAACCGAGAAUCGGGCCCGUGGAGGACUACGAUUUGAUUAAAAUUCGAACGUCGGAGAAGAAAAAGAUCGAUUGGAAGAAUAAAAUAAUGUUGAGUCCUUUGACGACCGUGGGUAAUCUUCCAUUUCGAAGGAUUUGUAAAGGUUACGGCGCCGAUAUCACUUGCGGAGAAAUGGCGUUGGCUCCUAAAAUACUGAAAGGAGCGCACGAGGAAUGGGCUUUGGUAAAACGACACGAAAGCGAAGACGUUUUUGGCAUACAAUUGUGUGGUAAUAAUCCUGGAGUAUUGACGAGAUGUGCUCAGUUAUUGAACGAAGAAAUUGAUAUAGAUUUCAUAGAUUUGAACUUAGGGUGUCCUAUCGAUUUAAUUUACAGACAAGGUGGCGGAAGCGGUAUGCUCAAUAGAUUAAACGUAUUAGAAACAGUUAUAAAGUCGGUUAGUCAAGUCGUGGAGAUACCUUUGUCCGUAAAGACCAGAACAGGAGUUUACAUAGACAAACCUAUAGCGCAUAAUUUGAUGCCAAAGUUUCGAGAUUGGGGCGUAUCCAUGAUUACCGUUCACGGAAGAUCUCGCGAACAAAGGUACACGAAACUCGCAGACUGGAAUUAUAUAGAAAAGUGUGCCCAGGCAGCAAAGCCCAUACCUGUAUUUGGAAACGGAGAUGUCCUUUCGUUCGACGAUUAUCAAAGAGCACUCAAGCUGUGCACUUCCGUAGAAGGAGUGACUAUAGGAAGAGGAGCAUUGAUAAAACCUUGGAUUUUUACCGAAAUGAAGGAAAAAAAGUUAAUAGACGUAAGAAGUACGGAAAGAUUUGAUAUAUUGAAGAGAUAUGCUAAUUAUGGUCUCGAGCAUUGGGGAUCCGAUACGCGAGGCGUCGAAACGACAAGGAGAUUCAUGUUAGAAUGGAUUUCCUUCUUGCACAGAUACGUGCCGGUCGGGCUAUUGGAGAGACCACCGCAGAGAAUCAACGAGAGGCCACCGUUUUACAAAGGUCGAGACGAGAUGGAAACGCUUAUGGCGAGUUCAAACUGCGCGGAUUGGGUCAAAAUAUCAGAAAUGUUGCUUGGAAAAGUACCCGAUGGAUUUCACUUUUUACCCAAGCACAAAGCAAAUUCGUGGAAGUAGCAGGAGAAUCGUAUCUUAUAUUUUCCUCUCUCGCGAGAACUUUUGAAAUAAACUUUAGCGACAAGCGA